Messenger RNA from Arabidopsis thaliana (thale cress), 5179 nucleotides. RefSeq names its product EMS-MUTAGENIZED BRI1 SUPPRESSOR 1 (gene EBS1). Bases 1 to 4956 code for a protein of 1651 amino acids. The record is from RefSeq and is marked reviewed. The transcript is spliced from 37 exons. Gene Ontology annotation, cellular component: endoplasmic reticulum lumen. NCBI's taxonomy places the organism in Eukaryota, Viridiplantae, Streptophyta, Magnoliopsida, Brassicales, Brassicaceae. Gene Ontology annotation, molecular function: UDP-glucose:glycoprotein glucosyltransferase activity. Gene Ontology annotation, biological process: glycoprotein biosynthetic process; UDP-glucosylation.
AUGUCGUGGCUUUUGUACGUUAUUUACGAAAAUGUCCUUUUAGUGUUAGUAAGGAUAUUUCGAUUCCCGGCUCGUUCGUUACUGGUUUUUUUCUUCUUCUCCGUCGCGGAAAAGAUGGGGACCACCACCAAUCUGAGAUCUUGGCUGUAUCUCAUUCUUCUCUUCAUCGUCGUCGUCGGCGUCAACGCUCAGAAUCGGAGACCUAAGAAUGUUCAGGUGGCUGUUAAGGCUAAGUGGCAGGGUACUCCUCUUCUCCUUGAGGCUGGUGAGUUGAUUUCCAAAGAAUCGAAGCAGUUGUUCUGGGAGUUUACUGAUGCUUGGCUUGGUUCCGAUGGAGAUGAUUCCGAUUGUAAAUCAGCUAGAGAUUGUCUUCUUAAGAUAUCUAAACAGGCUUCGACUCUGUUAGCUCAACCAGUGGCUUCUCUCUUCCAUUUCUCACUUACUCUGAGAUCUGCUUCGCCUAGGCUUGUGCUUUACCGUCAAUUGGCUGAUGAGUCUCUAUCUUCUUUCCCUCAUGGUGAUGAUCCCUCUGCGACUGGCUGCUGUUGGGUUGAUACUGGCUCCUCUCUGUUUUACGAUGUUGCAGAUCUUCAAUCCUGGCUUGCCUCUGCUCCUGCUGUUGGAGAUGCUGUUCAGGGGCCUGAGCUAUUCGACUUCGAUCAUGUUCAUUUUGAUUCAAGAGCUGGAAGCCCAGUUGCUGUUCUCUAUGGGGCUGUUGGGACUGAUUGCUUUAGGAAGUUUCACCUGUCGCUUGCUAAAGCAGCCAAGGAGGGAAAAGUUACAUAUGUUGUUAGACCAGUAUUACCUUUGGGUUGUGAAGGGAAAACUAGACCCUGCGGUGCCAUUGGAGCAAGGGAUAAUGUUAGCUUAGCUGGUUAUGGUGUGGAGCUUGCUUUGAAGAACAUGGAGUACAAGGCUAUGGAUGAUAGUGCUAUAAAGAAAGGUAUCACUCUUGAAGAUCCUAGGACUGAAGAUCUUAGUCAAGAUGUUAGGGGCUUUAUAUUCUCAAAAAUCUUGGACAGGAAACCCGAGCUAAGAUCAGAAGUCAUGGCUUUUAGGGAUUAUCUCCUAUCAUCAACAGUAUCAGACACGCUUGAUGUUUGGGAGCUGAAAGAUUUAGGACACCAAACAGCGCAGAGAAUAGUCCAUGCCUCUGAUCCUCUGCAGUCUAUGCAAGAAAUUAAUCAAAACUUUCCUAGUGUAGUUUCUUCAUUAUCUCGCAUGAAGCUCAAUGAAUCAAUCAAAGACGAGAUACUUUCAAACCAGAGAAUGGUUCCCCCUGGCAAGGCUUUGUUGGCUCUGAAUGGUGCCCUGUUGAACAUCGAAGAUAUUGAUCUAUACAUGUUGAUGGAUUUGGCUCAUCAGGAAUUGUCCCUGGCCAACCAUUUUUCGAAGCUUAAGAUACCUGAUGGAGCCAUAAGGAAACUUCUACUAACUACCCCUCUCCCUGAACCGGAUUCAUAUCGGGUUGAUUUCCGAUCCGUGCAUGUUACCUAUCUCAACAAUCUGGAAGAGGAUGAUAUGUACAAGCGUUGGCGGAGUAAUAUUAACGAGAUUUUGAUGCCUGCCUUCCCUGGACAACUACGUUACAUCCGAAAGAACCUAUUCCAUGCAGUUUACGUCAUUGAUCCAGCGACUGCCUGUGGUCUUGAGUCUAUUGAAACUCUCAGAUCUUUAUAUGAAAAUCAACUCCCUGUGAGAUUUGGGGUGAUAUUAUAUUCAACUCAACUAAUCAAGACAAUCGAGAAUAAUGGUGGUCAAAUCCCAUCUUCUGAUGCAGUGACUAAUGCCCAAGUUAAAGAGGACUUAUCGACUAUGGUCAUACGUCUUUUUCUGUACAUCAAGGAGCACCAUGGGAUUCAAACAGCUUUUCAGUUCUUGGGCAAUUUAAACACACUAAGGACUGAAUCUGCUGAUUCUUCCGAAGCAGACAUUGAACAGGAGCACGUUGAUGGUGCAUUUGUUGAGACAAUUUUACCAAAGGUUAAAACACUCCCUCAGGAUAUAUUGCUGAAACUGCGACAAGAGCACACUUUGAAGGAAGCAUCUGAAGCAAGCUCCAUGUUUGUAUUUAAGUUGGGUCUGGCGAAAUUGAAGUGUUCCUUUUUGAUGAAUGGCCUUGUCUUUGAUUCUGUUGAGGAAGAAACUCUUUUAAAUGCCAUGAAUGAAGAGCUUCCCAAGAUACAAGAACAAGUUUAUUACGGCCAGAUAGAAUCCCAUACUAAGGUUUUGGACAAGUUGCUUUCGGAAAGUGGUCUUAGCCGUUAUAAUCCACAGAUUAUUAGUGGAGGAAAGAACAAACCAAGGUUUGUGUCGCUAGCUUCAUCUACCAGGAAAGGGGAAUCUAUGUUGAAUGAUGUUAACUACUUGCAUUCUCCUGAAACUUCAGAGGAUGUGAAGUAUGUGACUCAUCUCCUUGCUGCUGAUGUUGCAACGAAGAAAGGAAUGAAAUUGUUACAUGAAGGAGUCCGUUACCUGAUUGGAGGUUCCAAAAGUGCUCGUCUUGGAGUCUUAUUUAGUAGCAGCCAGAAUGCUGACCCACAUAGCCUUCUAUUUAUAAAGUUUUUCGAAAAAACUGCUUCAUCGUUUAGUCAUAAGGAAAAGGUGCUAUACUUCUUGGAUAAACUAUGCUUGUUUUACGAGCGUGAAUAUCUGUUAAAAACAUCAGUGGAAUCAGCUAGCUCUCAAAUGUUUAUUGAUAAAGUCCUUGAGCUUGCUGAUGAGUAUGGGCUAUCUUCUAAGGCAUACCGAUCUUGUCUCGUUGAAUCAGUGGAUGAAGAAUUACUUAAGCGUUUGACAAAGGUCGCCCAAUUCUUGUCUUGGGAACUUGGACUUGAAUCUGAUGCAAAUGCAAUAAUUUCAAAUGGAAGGGUGAUAUUUCCUGUGGAUGAGAGGACAUUUUUGGGCCAAGAUUUACAUCUUCUUGAGUCAAUGGAGUUCAAUCAAAGAGUAAAGCCUGUUCAAGAAAUUAUUGAAGGCAUUGAAUGGCAAGAUGUGGAUCCCGAUCUGCUGACAAGUAAAUAUUUUAGCGAUGUCUUCAUGUUUGUGUCAUCUGCAAUGGCAACACGGGAUCGUAGUUCUGAAAGUGCGCGGUUUGAGGUGUUGAAUUCAGAAUACAGUGCGGUUUUGCUGGGAAAUGAAAAUGCAACGAUACACAUUGAUGCUGUUAUCGAUCCUUUAAGCCCUACUGGUCAAAAACUAGCAUCACUUCUUCAAGUUCUACAGAAACAUGUUCAGACGAGCAUGAGGAUUGUUCUGAAUCCCAUGAGUUCCCUUGUGGACAUUCCUCUGAAAAAUUACUACAGAUAUGUCUUACCUAAUACGGACGAUUACAGCAGUACAGGCUUUGACGUAGAUGGGCCUAAGGCAUUUUUCGCAAAUAUGCCAUUGUCUAAGACACUUACCAUGAAUCUUGACGUUCCAGAGCCAUGGCUGGUUGAACCAGUAAUUGCCAUUCAUGAUCUUGAUAAUAUAUUGCUUGAGAAUCUAGGAGAUACCACUACACUGCAGGCAGUUUUUGAGGUUGAAUCUCUUGUUCUUACAGGUCAUUGCGCGGAAAAAGAUCAUGAGGCUCCUCGUGGCCUUCAGCUGAUUCUGGGAACCAAAAAUAGACCGCAUUUGGUUGAUACCCUUGUAAUGGCCAAUUUGGGUUAUUGGCAGAUGAAAGUAUCCCCAGGGGUUUGGUAUUUGCAACUUGCUCCGGGUAGAAGUUCGGAGCUAUACGCUUUGAAAGGAGGAAAUGAUGGGAGUCAAGAUCAAUCCUCGCUGAAACGUAUAACUAUCGAUGAUCUGCGUGGUAAAGUUGUUCAUCUAGAAGUAGUUAAGAGAAAGGGUAAGGAGCAUGAAAAGUUGCUAGUUCCUUCAGACGGUGAUGAUGCUGUGCAACAAAACAAGGAAGGAAGCUGGAACUCAAAUUUCUUGAAAUGGGCGUCUGGUUUUGUUGGUGGUCGUCAACAAUCAAUGAAGGGAGGUCCUGACAAAGAGCAUGAGAAGGGUGGGCGACAAGGGAAAACGAUAAAUAUAUUCUCCAUUGCUUCAGGGCAUUUAUACGAGCGUUUCCUUAAGAUUAUGAUUCUCAGUGUCCUGAAGAACACCAAUCGUCCUGUAAAAUUCUGGUUUAUUAAGAAUUAUCUCUCUCCUCAAUUUAAGGAUGUGAUUCCACAUAUGGCACAAGAAUACAACUUUGAGUAUGAGCUGAUUACAUACAAAUGGCCGUCCUGGUUGCAUAAACAGAAAGAAAAGCAACGAAUUAUUUGGGCCUACAAAAUUCUUUUCCUUGAUGUCAUAUUUCCUCUCUCAUUGGAAAAGGUUAUAUUUGUCGACGCAGAUCAAAUUAUAAGGACAGACAUGGGAGAACUGUAUGAUAUGGAUAUUAAAGGAAGACCUCUCGCGUAUACUCCUUUUUGUGACAACAACAGGGAAAUGGAUGGCUAUAAAUUUUGGAAACAGGGUUUCUGGAAAGAACAUUUACGUGGUAGGCCAUACCAUAUCAGUGCUCUAUACGUUGUUGACUUGGUUAAGUUCCGAGAGACAGCGGCAGGAGAUAAUCUAAGAGUAUUCUAUGAGACGCUUAGCAAGGAUCCAAACAGUUUGUCCAACCUAGAUCAGGAUCUUCCUAAUUAUGCUCAGCAUACUGUUCCUAUAUUUUCACUUCCCCAAGAGUGGUUGUGGUGUGAAUCCUGGUGUGGAAACGCCACAAAAGCCAAGGCCAGAACAAUCGAUCUUUGCAAUAAUCCCAUGACAAAGGAACCAAAGCUUCAGGGUGCCCGAAGAAUCGUAACCGAAUGGCCCGAUCUUGAUCUCGAAGCACGAAAAUUCACAGCAAAAAUCUUGGGUGAAGAUGUGGAACUCAACGAGCCAGUAGCUGCUCCUGCUACAGACAAGCCUAAUCCUCUUCCAUCAAAUGACAUCUCUGAAGAUACAGAACAAGACUUGGAAUCUAAAGCAGAACUGUAAAUUCAAUGCUCCUGAAGUUUCAAAAGAGGAGAAGAUAAAUUAGACAAUCAUGGCUAUUUUGCAUUUGCUAGAUAAGGUUUCUAGUUUUGUAGCUACAGUUUCUUAGACAUCUCUCACAUAAAUUAGACAGAAGAUAAAGUCAACAGAUUGCAGGAGAAUAAGAAUAUCAGUAUAAUAUGAUUUUGAAUCAAUUACAAACAUAGUCACUCAUAACGUAUUUGUA